CUCCAACCUGAUCUACUCCAUCGCUUCUCCAAUAGUUGUCUGUGUCUUUGUCGCACACAGAUUGACUUAGACCUGCUUCCUUUGUGCAUGUCGCACCCCAUAUAACUGCUCCCAGUACAGAACAGCGGGGGGUUGGCACAGUCUCACCGAUCCUGUCAUUCCUCACCGGUGUAUCAGAAAAGGAAAGACAGUGCCACGUUGGAGUUUCUCCAAUAUCGUUGCACGAGAUAUAAGAGGUAUAGAGACCUAGGGGUAGUCAGUGGGUGAGUGCGUCAGUUGUAGGGAGAAAGGAAGUGAGUGAGUGACCUGGAGGCGAGAUUUUGAACAUGGCGCUCCGGUCGAACUUGGACCUGGUCAAUGAAAGCGACAACUUUCCUUACUACGCGGACGACCCGGACAAGUUCAAGGCUCUUGGGAAUGGGUACUACCACUUCUACCUGGAAGGCUGCGGCGCGUGCCUGGGGUACAUGACGGCUUCGGUCGUGGAGCGCAUGCCCCUCACGCGACACUGGAGGCUGGACAAAGCCGAUCGACGCCUGGUGUUCCAACCCCGCGACGACCAGGGCAACCCCGUCGUGGACCUCGACACGCGCAGCCACAUCCUGGCGGGCUAUCUUCAGGACGUGCGCGAGCGGCGCCUCUUCGGCGUCCUGGACGGCUGGCGGAGCGAGCAGUACCCCAUCUACGGGCCCCAGCGGGAGCUUGUGCUGAGCAUGGAACGGUCGGCGACCCCGCUCUUCGGCGUGGUCACCUACGGCGUGCACAUGACCGGCUAUGUCGAGACCGAGCAGGGGAUCAAGAUAUGGGCGCCGCGGCGGGCGCUGACGAAGCCGACCUAUCCCGGCAUGAUGGACAACACUGUCGCGGGAGGGCUGAGCACGGGGGAGAAGCCGUUUGAUUGCCUGGUCAGAGAAUGCGACGAGGAGGCCUCGUUGCCGGCCGACCUGGUGCGCGCGGCGGCCCAGGCGUGUGGGACGCUGACGUAUUUCCACGUCCGCGACGCCCGAGCCGGGGGCGAGACCGGGCUCUGCCAGCCCGAGUGCCAAUACAUCUAUGACCUGAAGAUACCGCCGGACGUCAUCCCCAAGCCGGGCGACGACGAAGCCAUCGACUUCCAGCUUUUGACCGUCCAAGAGGUCCGGCAAGCCAUGGCCGAGGGCAGAUUCAAGCCGAACUGCGCCCAUUUGCUCGUGGAAUUCUUCGUCCGGCACGGAUUCUUGACGCCCGAGAACGAACCCGACUAUAUUGAAAUAGUCGCCAGAAGCCAUAGAAAGUUGGAGUUCCCGACUCCCUGAUCCCCCGUCCCCGGCGAGCCCAGUCCACCAACGCCUCGCUAAAUAGACUUUUUUGGGGAUUUUCCUGAGAUAUUCAAGGCAGGCGUCGUGCCAAAAUGACACAUGGGCCAGCUCAUUUCUUCAUCAACAGGUACAC
Molecule: messenger RNA, 1431 nt
Organism: Cladophialophora immunda
Lineage: Eukaryota; Fungi; Ascomycota; Eurotiomycetes; Chaetothyriales; Herpotrichiellaceae
Exons: 2
Coding region: 327-1295 (322 amino acids)
Molecular function (GO): 8-oxo-dGDP phosphatase activity
Source: RefSeq, a predicted model, not a curated record